Messenger RNA from Habropoda laboriosa, 3020 nucleotides. RefSeq lists its product as uncharacterized. Lineage: Eukaryota; Metazoa; Arthropoda; Insecta; Hymenoptera; Apidae. The coding region runs from base 13 to 2478 and encodes 821 amino acids. The record is from RefSeq and is a predicted model, not a curated record. The transcript has 10 exons.
ACAUGCCAUAUCAUGAUACAACCUUUUCUCGAGGAAGGUGCCUGGUGUUACUGGGUUCUCUCUGUUGGAGCAUUGUUAUCCUUUCUUGGUCUCAUCGUUGCUUGCAUAUGUAGCUGUCGUCGUAAUGAGAACAAGAAUGAAUUUCUUGGCCUCGCUGGAAUGGUAACUCUAAACGAUUCUGACAACGACGGCUUUAACAGGAUACCGAUGACAGAUGCCCUUCGUAUAGCGACUCAAGAUGCUGUUGACAGCGGAAAAAGGUCGACCACCAGUGCCAAUAGAAGUCUUCCAGAUAUUCCCAAAGACAAAGAGAAGAGACAGGAGAAUGUAACUGUAUCCGUGCCUCAAGAUAUUUAUGAAACCACCGAAGUAAUUGGUGAUCAUUCAGAACUAUACGCGACAGUACGGGACACAGCGGUGAAGGAACAUGCGUCUGAACUGGAAGCGCUACAACUUGUACGUCAAAAUUCUUCGACUCAAGAAGCCUCGGACGAUCAGUAUUCAAGAUUUGCAACAUCACCCAAUUCUGACAAUGUCGAACAUCCAUAUGCUCAACUUCAAAAUGUUCAAAAAACCGAGGCUAAUCAAUCGAAUCGAAAUAAUAAUAAUAAUAAUAAUAAACAAACGAUCGAUGCUGAUAAACCAUCAACAUCAACCUGUCAAGUUAAUGGAAAUCCUGUGGCUCCACCAAGAACUCGUCGAUCUUCGUCGCACAAUUCGCUUUUGUCCGCCGAAACCGGUCCCCCGCCUGAUAUUCAAGCGGCUAGUGCCAUAUCGGGGGGAGUACAAGCCAAUCAAGAUUUACCCUAUAUGACGCCGCCUUUAUUAAUGUUACUUUCUCAGCCACCUCAACUUCAGUCCAACAGUUCACCACAUCAUUUUAGCGGAGAUUCUCAAGACUCGAAAGGGUACACAAGCAUCAGUGUGAGAGAGCCUUUGGCAAACAUAAUUGCGCAAACGAAGACUAUUUGUCGCCAGAAUCAAUCCAGUCGACCUCUCAUAGAUCCUCAUUACGCGACUGUGUCGGAUGACUCUGAUGAAAUGUACGCUGCCAUUGACGAACAAGAUAAAGUGUAUACCAGUGGUAGCGAAACGUACGCUCAGAUACAACCGACGGUGACAGAGGUUCAACGAGUCCAAACCGAACAAACGCUAUUUUCUCGAGCUCCGUCACGUUCCGAAGAUAGUUAUCCUGCUCCGCAACCACCAAGCGUCGACAGUUUACGGCACGUUGCGCAUGCUCAUUCCAGGCAAGCUUCGUCCUCGAGUGCCAACAGUUCCAUCAUAAACCCUGGCUCACCGAAACCGGAAAAACGUCAAGCUAAUUCUCCGUUACCACCUCCACCGGAAGGAAUGACAGAAGUAUACGCCUCGAUCGAAAAAAGAACGAAAACUGAAGACCGUUUCAAGUCAAGUUUAUCCAGUGGUAAAUCCUUGGAGGACAUGUACGCGAAGGUGAUGAAGAAGAAAAAGGACGUAGAAUCAGAAGAGCAAAGCGACGCGCAUUCCAACUCUCACGGAAGCCUCCACUCGGAGGUGUUGAUUGUUGGUUCCGGUAGGAAACCGAGUCUCGUUGAAGUGAACAGGAUUUCAUGGUCUAGUCACGAUUCUAUGGAAAUACAAAAGAAGGAAUCCGAUUUCGUUGCUGCUGUUACUGCUGCUACUACUACUACUAGUGGUAGUGGUAGUGAUGGUGGUGGUGGUGCAUCCCCUUCGCCGUCCUCUACGAGAAUCACCAGCGAAGAGGCGGAUACAUCGAACCACGGCUUUCUGCCAACCGGCGACGAUCAUGGCUACGAAGCGGUGAACGCCGAUUUAGCGAAAAAACAUCCAACGAUUCGCGAAACCUGCGAUCCGAACUACGAGAUAUUGCGACCGCAACAACGUGCGAUGGACGUUAUAUCGGAUUACCAGCAGCAAACUAACACCACCAGCGCCGUCUUGAUCUCUCUGCGAAACAACACGAAUUUACCAAACGCUUCUUCUUACUCCGUACCGUUCAAGCACCGACAGAUCAGCAACGCCAGCAGCGAGGAUCCUGGCUACGAGAAAGUAAGAUUGAGAAAAAGGAUCGAGAUCGAUCAGGACACGGACUCGGAACCGAAUUACGAGAGUAUGCCGCACGACGACUCGGCUGAACCGAACUACGCGUCGGUUUGUCGACCUGGGGACAGCGAUACAGAUCCCAACUACGAGUCCGUCAAUCACGGGGAUCCCAAUUACGAGAGCGUGAAAUACAUGAGCGUGACUGGUGGCACGGAGGAACCACCGUACGAGCAAGUGAACGCUUACAAAUCCGAACAGAAUGAUCGCGACGGAUACGAAAAAGUCAAGAGGCAAAUGUUGUUUAACGUCGAUUACGAAAAGAUACAUCAGCAUCAGAAUCAGGAUCAAAAGCAGGGUCAGAGUCAGGAUCAGGAUUGUUCUACCGGACCGAUCAACGGAGAUACUGAUGAUGAACAGUAUGUGCAAGUGUAAUCAUUCAGUGCAAUUACAUAUCCCUUUCUUGACCGCGCGCGCGCGCGCACGCACACACACACACACACCCCAUUCUCUUUUCUCCUUCUCUAUCACUAGACAUUUCCCACACCUGUGUUUAUAUACUCCAUCAUAUCCUCGUUAAAACAGAUCAUUCGUCCUGUGAUGACUACAAAUCUGUUUCUUUCCUUUGUCGAUUUUGACAGUGCAUUGAAACGGUAUUGAUCAAUUAUUUUAGGUUUGACGCAUUGACAUAUACAUAUACGGGACACGACAUUGUAACUUUAUAUAACACACGCGUACUUGCAUCAUGGAAAUCAUUGAUAUUUUUCACUCUCUUCACUCUGUACCCUUCCUUUUCUACCACCAAAUUUAUCUGGACUGCGCAUUUAACACACCUAACUAUCAAUUAACUCAUCAUUAACUUAUAAUCAAUAUUGGUGAAUGCUGUCAUUACCACUGUUGAAAGUACCGUUUGCACGCGAAUCGCGAUUAGAGAGAGAGAGAGAGAGCGAGAGAGAGAGAGAGAGAGAGAGAGAGAG